Bemisia tabaci is the source of this 2029-nucleotide messenger RNA. Its product is annotated as organic cation transporter protein. Gene Ontology annotation, cellular component: membrane. Gene Ontology annotation, molecular function: transmembrane transporter activity. NCBI's taxonomy places the organism in Eukaryota, Metazoa, Arthropoda, Insecta, Hemiptera, Aleyrodidae. The record is from RefSeq and is a predicted model, not a curated record. Gene Ontology annotation, biological process: transmembrane transport.
AAAUUAGGCGAAUGUCAAUCUCAUCUUCCUCAAGGGUGGCCGUGCAUCCUCGUUCCCGGAUUGCCUCCAUCCUGCCCGUAUUCGAACUAUCUUUCAGAUCACCCGCGGCUACCCAGUGAAGAUGUAGUGUCAGUGACGCCCGAAACGGAUUACGAACAAAAAGUGCAGUUCGAGAUAUUCGAGCUUUUCUGUCAUCAACUGCAGAACUAUUAACCGGAUAUCACACUCGAAUAUUCUCAGGAAAUUGAGGUGCAUGUCGGCCCCGGAACCAUUUUUAUGACGUACAGACUGCUUACGGGCUCACAGUACGGACGAUGACAGUCAACGAUGGAGAUGAGAAAUUAUCAAUUUUCGGCGAGCAAAACCCGAGCCACGAAUUCGACAAGGCUUUGGAAUCGAUCAAUCGGAACAAGAAGGUAUGGCUCUUCACUUUCUUCCUCCUCGUUUCGAUGCCGGGAAUCCUCAACUCCAUCCAUAUCUCGGUGUACGUCUUCUUCACGGGCACACCGGAACACUGGUGCACCAUACCCCAACUCGAAAAUGCCGGUUGGACUCCCGCCGAGAUUAGAAAUUUCACGGUUCCCAGAGAUUCAAAAGACAUAUUACGGAGCUGUGGCUACUAUGAUUGGAACUACACAGAGAUAGCAGCGAUGGGCUACAAUGCUGCAAGUGCUAUGAUUGCACCUCUACCACCUGUCAAACAAUGCUUAAAACGAUCAUUCCUGGAUUCAGAAAAAGGAAAAUCCAUAGAAUCCGAAUGGGAUUUAGUAUGCGAUAGAGCAGUAUUAAAACCAUCCGUGCAAGGGAUUUUUGCAGUGGGAAAAUUUUUCGGAGCUCUGUUCUUCGGUUGCGUGGCAGACAAGUAUGGUCGGAAGACAAGCUUUUUCUGGGCUAGCUGCGUGUACCUCGUGGCGAUACCGGCUUCGUCACUCACUCACUCAUUCGCGAUGUUCCUGUUGUCUCGUCUGGCCAUAGGCAUGGCUGGAUCGGGAGCUUACGAGUCGGUUUUCACUAUUUUGACAGAGACGACCACAGGUAAUGCCCGAACGAUGAUGGGGACAUUGACAAACGUCUCAUACCCAAUCGGGAUGAUUAUUUUAGCAACUGUUGCCUAUUUCAACAGAUAUUGGAGGACGCUCCAGCUGUACCUGUCCGCCUUUAUGUUUCUGCUGAUAGUGGACUGUUGGUUUGUCAAAGAGUCACCAAAAUGGCUUUUUGCCGAAGGCCGAGAAGAGGAGGCAUGGGCCAUUUUAAAGAAAAUCGACGACACGAUAGACGUUCCAAAGAAACGAAGAGACUCGCGAACAUCGCAUAAAAAAAAGGCAGAUCACAUACCGUGGUACGAGCAUGUUUUGGACUUAAUAAAAAAAUUCACAUCACUUUUUUCGGAAGCUGAGCUUUGCGUGCGAAUCCUCGUCUGCUAUUUCGCCUGGACAGUCAGUGCGCUUGCUUACUAUCUGGUCGCUUUGAGUGGUGACAAUUUUGCAGCGAACAAAUAUUUAUUCAUUGCCUUGAACGGAGUUUGUGAAGUUCCUUCAUAUUUUCUACCCAUUCCACUUCUACGACUUUAUGGACGAAAAGCCACAGCGAUGAUGUUGUAUUUCUGUUCUGGAAUGGCUCAACUGUCCAUCCUCUUUUUUAACCGAAGUCAAGUCAACUGGGUGACAGCGGUUGCACUAUUCGGUCGCUUUACAGGGAGCGCAGUUUUCGGCUCUCUCAUCUUGCAAACGACCGAACUUUUCCCGACGGCUCAGCGAAACUCGGCCGUGGGAUCCAGUCUAAUGAUCGCUCAAGUUGGAUCUUUCGUAGCUCCGUUCUUGGUCGCAUCAGUGGGUGUGGAAAGGUGGUAUGUUCCUAGUGUCAUCUGUGGAGUUUUGUCUCUUUGCUGCGGGAUUUUGUUUUGCAUUAUCCCGGAAACAACUGGUAAACCUCUGUACAAUACUAGUAAGGAAAUCCCUCCUGAGGAUAAGGUCAGUUUUGCCCAAUGCUGUCGAUUUAAAUAAAACAACUUCCAACAAUUACCAAAAAA